ACUAUUCUACAGUCAGUCGAUCGAAGGAUAGUUUCUAAGUCAGAUGUGUAUAACUAAUAAUAGUGAAUUGACAUGUUCGAUUAUUUUCAAAUAUUAAUUGCAUUCGUCGCGAGCUUUCUAGCUUUAUAUUAUUAUCUUACAUCAAAUUUUGAUUUCUGGAAAAAUCGCAAUGUAGUUGCACCUAAACCGAUACCAUUUUUUGGAAAUACCAAGGAUGUCGUAUUAAAAAAAAUUGAAAUAAGCAAUUUUAUAGCGGAAUUAUAUAAGAAAUACGAAAAUGAGGCAAUGUUCGGGAUAUUCUUCGGUGGAUCGCCUAAUCUCAUUUUGCGUGAUUUAGAUCUCAUCAAAGAUGUUUUAAUUAAAGAUUUCUCUACGUUUGACGAACGAGGAUUCAAAAUUUCUGAACGGGCUGACCCAUUGAAUGCAAAUCUCUUUAAUUUGGAUGUUACACGAUGGCGAUCAUUAAGAAUAAAAUUAUCACCGGUAUUUACUUCUGGUAAAUUGAAAGAAAUAUUCCCCUUGAUAUUGAAAUGUGCCGAACGUUUGGAGCAAUGUUUAGAGGAUGCUGUGAAAAGAGGAGGAUCUGUGGAUUGUUUUGAAAUAUCAGCGAGAUAUACCACAGAUGUUAUUGGAAGUUGCGCAUUUGGAAUCAACAUGAACGCGUUAUCAGAUGAACGUAGUGAAUUCCGCAGAAUAGGAAAAAGAAUUUUUGAUUUAGAUAAAAACAUUCUAAGAUCUUUUCUUCGACAAUUUUUUCCACGGUUCUAUAAUUUACUUGGUUUUGUAAUACCAUAUUCAGAAACAAGCAAAUUUGUGACAAAAUUUAUUUCAGAAAUGAUUAAAUAUAGGGAAGAAAAUAAUGUGGUAAAAGCAGAUUUUGUAAAUUUAUUAAUGGAAUUGAAAAAACAUCCGGAAAAAUUGCAGAAUAUUAAAAUAACAGAUAAUUUACUUGCUGCACAAGCUUUUGUUUUCUUUGCUGCUGGAUUUGAAACAUCAUCAACAACAAUGGCACAUGCUCUUUAUGAAAUGGCUCUAAAUCCCAACAUACAAGAUAAAUUACGAAAAGAAAUAAAAGAAUUCUAUGCUAAUAAUAAUUUCACAUACGAAGAAGUUAAGAAAAUGAAAUAUUUGGACAAAGUAUUUAAAGAAACACUUAGAAAAUAUCCACCAGGGGUGUUUUUAAAGCGAAAAUGCAACUCUAAUUAUACCUUCAAAGGUACAAAAGUAUCUAUACCUGCUGGUACUUCCGUAAUUAUUCCUGUGUAUUCAAUUCAAACAGAUCCAAAAUUUUAUGAAAAUCCAGACGUAUUUGAUCCUGAAAGAUUUAACGAGGAUGCAGUAGCUGCAAGGCAUCCAAUGACCUAUUUACCAUUUGGUGAUGGACCAAGGAAAUGCAUUGGAAUACGAUUUGGUGUUUAUCAAACAAAAGUUGGACUGAUAAAAAUGCUAAAAAAUUUCAAAGUAAAUGUAUGCGAAAAGACAAUGAUUCCUUAUAUAAAGAAGAUAAAUUCAUUUACAUUGGCCCCUAAAGAUGGAAUUUUCUUGAAAGUAGAAAAAAAUAACUGAUAAUGGAAAAGUACAAAA
Messenger RNA from Apis mellifera (honey bee), 1584 nucleotides. Its product is annotated as probable cytochrome P450 6a17. Lineage: Eukaryota; Metazoa; Arthropoda; Insecta; Hymenoptera; Apidae. Bases 73 to 1566 code for a protein of 497 amino acids. The record is from RefSeq and is a predicted model, not a curated record. Gene Ontology annotation, molecular function: oxidoreductase activity, acting on paired donors, with incorporation or reduction of molecular oxygen; monooxygenase activity; heme binding. The transcript has 5 exons.